UUCUAUCCACAUAGUGGAUUAAAGUAGGGCAUUUCCGAAACUAUUUGCCCAUAGUGUUCAUACUCUCGAACAUACUCUGACAGAUGUGUGGUAACUAUAUAAACACAGCGCCCUUUUAAGUGAUGGAUUGGAGGCGUGAUGAAGUUUAUUUCUAGGAGAAACACAAUGAUUCAAGAAUGCGGACGUAAUUCUGAUCUCCUGUUUUACGCAGUUAGAUGGAAGUCGAUAAUAUAUUAUGCAAGUCAUAGGCUGUUGGAAUGUGGUAGGAGGUAUCGCAAAAAAGAGAAAGCAGAAUACACUCCUUCUGAGUUUAGGGGGUCGCGUUAUAUCUACUUGGAAGGACGUGGAAGGUAAGCGUGAAGCAAAAAUUCACAAGACAACAUGCAAGAUGAAUUUGUUAAGAUCGGUGCCACGCCAACACACAUUGCUACAUGGGGUAUCGGAAAAAAGGAAGAAAUACAAAAUUGUGAAGAACUGGUACUUCUUAUUCCAGGAAACCCUGGUUUGAUUGGUUAUUAUAAAGAAUUUUUAGAUACCGUUUAUAAGAAUCUGAAAAUGCCGCUGUGUGUGAUAUCACAUGCAGGACACGAAUUACCAACGGGCAGUGUUACUGCAGUUGACGGACAGCAGUCUUAUGAUCUUGAUUUUCAGACUCAACAUAAAAUAGAAUUUAUAAACAAAUAUGUACCAAGCAACAUCAGGUUGUAUCUUGUUGGCCAUUCUAUCGGGUGUAAAAUUAUACUGAAUAUGUUGAAAAAUGAAGACAUAGACAAGCGGGUGGUUAAGUGCUAUCUUUUAUUCCCUACAGUUGAGCGAAUGGCGGAGUCACCCAAUGGAAAAUUCUUAACAAAAUUUGUACUCCCUAUAGUACCCAUAAUAUUGUUCUUAUCAUGGAUAUUCACUUUGUUUCCCAGUAAGAUACAGUACUGUCUACUGUACUUGUAUUUUUUAAUUCGUGGUUCAGGAAGUGAUGCUUCUGAUGUUACCAGACAAUUAAUAAAUCCACAGAUAUUGAGAAAUGUUUUUUCCCUAGCUGAUGAUGAAAUGAAUACAGUGCAAGAACUUGAUCAUCAUGUAGUAGACUUGCACAAAGAUAAGCUGUUUUUCUACUAUGGUGCAACAGAUAACUGGACACCUGUUAGUUAUUUUGAACAGUUGUUAAAACUUCACCCAAAUGUAAAAGCACAGUUAUGUAGUAAUAAUUUUGAACACGCUUUUGUGUUAUCAUCAGCAAAUGAGGUGGGAAUGUAUGUAUCUGAAUUGAUAAAAUCUGACAAACUAAAAUGUAAUGGCAUAUAGUAAAAUACUUUUUUGGAGAUUAUAGAUGGCAUAUUUGCUGGGUCUAGUGUAGCAGGGGAUACAACCCGUCGGCUUUGGACAAUGACGUCACAAGUCGCCAAACGAAAAGCGAUUCUUCUUAGUGUUGUAGCUCCCUUCAGUAGCUGAUAAGUGUUUUUUG
Messenger RNA from Schistocerca piceifrons (Central American locust), 1459 nucleotides. Its product is annotated as lipid droplet-associated hydrolase-like. Lineage: Eukaryota; Metazoa; Arthropoda; Insecta; Orthoptera; Acrididae. Gene Ontology annotation, biological process: lipid storage. The coding region runs from base 382 to 1299 and encodes 305 amino acids. Gene Ontology annotation, molecular function: lipase activity. The transcript has a single exon. The record is from RefSeq and is a predicted model, not a curated record. Gene Ontology annotation, cellular component: lipid droplet.